CUUUCCUCUUCUCUUCCUUCUUACCCCCAUUCAUCCAAACCGUACCAGCAGAGGAGAGAGAAAACACCUAACAGAAAAGAACUCAAGAAAGAGAGAGGAAAACCAGAAGACUCAAGAAAGAGAGAGGAAAACCAGAAGACUCUUCAAUCAUUGUUUCUGAGAUGAAGAACUGCGAACUGUGUAAGGUUCCGGCGAGGACCUUCUGUGAGUCUGACCAGGCAAGCUUAUGCUGGGACUGCGACGCUAAGGUACAUGGAGCCAACUUCUUGGUAGCUAGACACACUAGAACCCUUCUCUGCCACACCUGUCAGUCCCUCACGCCGUGGAAGGCCUCCGGCGCCGCCCUCGGCAACACUGUCUCCUUGUGCGAGAGGUGCGCCGGCGGAACCAAAGAACAGGGCGAAGAGAGUGAAGGAGGCAAUGACGAGGACAUAUACACGGAUGGCGAGGAUGAUGACGAGGAGGAUGAGGAUGAGGAAGACGAGGUUGUAGGCGACGAGGAUGGAGAUAACCAGGUUGUCCCUUGGUCCUCCACGGCGCCGCCACCGGCUCCAAGUUCAUCCAGCAGCGAAGAGUCCGUUAGCCGGUGCAACAACGGCGAGGAGGAUAUUUCUCAGUCAGUGUCGACAUUGAAACGACGUCGUCAGGAUGACGAUUUUCAGGGUUCGAACAGUUGGGGGAUAUCAACCGAGGGAGACAGCGAAUUGGGGAGAGGAGGUUGGCUUGUUAGAGUGCGACGGAGAACCGCCGUGGAAGGUGUCGAUGAGGCGGGGGAGGGACGGAGAGAGUAGGCAGGAGAUUGUUGUGAUGAAAGAUGGAGGCACCUAAGACAUUUGAUCUGAAAAGACACCGAAGAAUCUCAGCCGCAAGAUGGGGCCGUACCAAGGGAUAUUAUUUAUGAGCACUUUGAUUAACUUCCUCUAACAGCACUCAUAGUUUUGAUAAUGACUAUCAAGUGUAUGAUGAAUCAGAUUUUUAUGAUUGUUAUUAUUUUUUGUUUCGAUAUUUUGAGGAUGAAGACUGUGGGGGUGAUGCUAUAUGUAGCUUUUUAUUUGUUUUUUUAUUGUAAAAUAUAUUUAUAGCUAGGUGAGGAUGCUUUAUGUUCUGAAUAGAUAGGAAAAACCAGGAAGUGAAUGUGAUUCUUGAUUCAUGAUAUGAAAUUCUCCAACUAUGCAUUUCC
Molecule: messenger RNA, 1180 nt
Organism: Abrus precatorius (Indian licorice)
Lineage: Eukaryota; Viridiplantae; Streptophyta; Magnoliopsida; Fabales; Fabaceae
Product: B-box zinc finger protein 21-like
Exons: 2
Coding region: 162-791 (209 amino acids)
Molecular function (GO): zinc ion binding
Source: RefSeq, a predicted model, not a curated record